Messenger RNA from Hemicordylus capensis (graceful crag lizard), 3067 nucleotides. It is a transcript of the gene LNX1, whose product is annotated as ligand of numb-protein X 1. Bases 265 to 2472 code for a protein of 735 amino acids. The transcript is spliced from 11 exons. Gene Ontology annotation, biological process: ubiquitin-dependent protein catabolic process. Gene Ontology annotation, cellular component: cytoplasm. The record is from RefSeq and is a predicted model, not a curated record. Gene Ontology annotation, molecular function: ubiquitin-protein transferase activity; protein binding; metal ion binding. Lineage: Eukaryota; Metazoa; Chordata; Lepidosauria; Squamata; Cordylidae.
GACCAGCCAAUUAAAAUUUUCUUCCUGCAGGUAGCAGAUUGGGAGCUGCAAUGCACUGUUGUCGGGCUGAAUUUCUGUUAAAAGAACACUGAUUUCUUUUUUUCAUACAGUGGAUGGGACACACUAUAUGACCCUGUCAAUGAAACCUAACUCAAGUUGUAAACACUGAUAACAAAGGUUUGAAUACCCAUAGGAACAGCUGACAGUAUUUCAGGUUGAAAUUAAAUUACCUUUGCCUCUUUGGUGACACAUCAUUAUCCAAUUAUGAGCCAAAAGGAUCCAUCUGAAGAAGCAGAAGGAAUCGAUGUUGCUUUAUGUAUGGUCUGUGGCCAGUCACAUCUGCCGGAAGAGAAUCACAUGUAUAGUUACACAGAAGAAGCAGAUGAUGACCUAAUUUGCCACAUUUGCUUGCAACCUUUGCUUCAGCCACUGGAUACACCUUGUGGCCAUACCUACUGCACGGUUUGCCUUACAGAUUUCCUUGUAGAGAAAGACUUUUGCCCUAUGGAUCGCAAAACUCUAACCUUACAGAGUUGCAGAAAAUCCAGCCUACUAGUAAAUAAACUCCUAGAUAAGCUAAUGGUUAGCUGUCCUUUUACAGAACACUGCUCAGAGGUUGUGCAGCGCUGUAACCUUGAACAACAUUUUCAAAAUGGAUGUAAAGGAGCAUCUCAUUAUGGCCUUACCAAGGAGCGAAAGCGACGUUCACAGGAUGGAUCUUCUGACUGUAAUGCUGCUUUAACUGUAGCAGCUCUUGGCCCUGAGCUUUCUGCUGCCGCCACUAUAGCCUUAAUGACAGAUGAGCCAGGCCUAAUUAAUCCAGCCUUCAGCAGCACCUCAGAGGACUGCCAGCCAGGAGCCAGCUCUGCAGAUCUCAACAGGAGCAAUCAAACUAGAACUCGACAUUUUGAACGUUCAACUAUAAGAAGCAGGUCUUUUAAAAAAAUAAACAGAGCUUUCAGUGUUCUUCGAAGGACAAAAAGUGGCAGUGCUGUAGCAAACCAUACUGAACGGGAACAAGAGAAUAUUGAAAAUAUGGUUGCUUCAGAGGAAGUCUUCCCAAGGUUAUAUCACCUCAUCCCAGAUGGCGAAAUUACCAGCAUUAAGAUCAGCCGUAGUGAUCCCAAUGAAAGCCUUGCCAUUAGGAUUGUGGGCGGCAGUGAAACACCAUUGGUUCAUAUAAUUAUACAGCACAUAUAUCGAGAUGGAGUCAUUGCCAGGGAUGGAAGAUUACUGCCGGGGGACAUGAUACUGAAGGUAAAUGGCAUAGACAUCAGAAACGUUGCACACAGCUAUGCCUUGUCAGUCCUGAGGCAGCCUUGCCAAGUCCUCCGGUUGACAGUACUCAGAGAGCAGAGGUACCGGUGUCGAAACAGCGGACUUUCUCUCGACGCUCCCUGCAACAGGGAUGACAGUUUCCACAUUGUCCUAAACAAAAGUAGUCCAGAUGAGCAGCUGGGCAUCAAGUUGGUCCGCAAGGCUGAUGAAACUGGGGUGUUUGUUUUCAACUUGCUGGAAGGAGGCGUUGCAGCCCGUGAUGGGCAGCUUCAAGAGAAUGACAGAGUUUUAGCAAUCAAUGGGCAUGACCUUCGAUAUGGAAGUCCAGAAAGUGCAGCCCAACUAAUACAGGCUAGCGAGAAACGGGUCCACUUCACUGUCUCUCGGCAGACUAGGCAGCAGACUCCUGAUAUCUUGCAGGAGGCUGGAUGGGAUUACAACAGUAGCCAUCUGCCCUGUCCUGCUCAGAGGAACAAUCCUAACAAGACUGUCCUCCAUGCAGUCACCUGUCAUGAAAAGGUGGUGGUUGUCCAAAAAGAUAAUGCGGAGUCUCUGGGAAUGACUGUGGCAGGUGGUGCCUCCUCUCACAGGGAAUGGGACUUGCCUAUCUAUGUAAUAAGUGUUGAACCGGGUGGAGUCAUCAGCAGAGAUGGCAGAAUCAAAACAGGUGACAUUCUGCUCAAUGUGAAUGGAAUUGAUCUGACAGGUGUCAGCCGUGGGGAGGCUGUAGCCCUUUUGAAAAACAUCUCCUCUUCUGUAAUACUCAAAGCAUUAGAAAUGAAGGAGUGCGAGACCCUGGAGGAUGGGACUAGUGACAGCUGGCUGCUUGAUGCCAAUCUGAAUGCAUACAGCCACAGUGAAUGGUCUCCUUCCUGGGUGAUGUGGCUUGAACUACCACGGUAUUUGUACAGUUGCAAAGAAAUUGUAUUACGAAGAAAUACUGCAGGAAGUCUUGGCUUCAGUAUUGUGGGAGGUUAUGAAGAAAACAGUGGGAACAAACCAUUCUUUAUCAAAUCCAUUGUUGGGGGGACACCAGCAUAUAAUGAUGGACGAAUCAGGUGUGGUGACAUCCUCCUUGCAGUUAAUGGCAGGAGUAUCUCAGGAAUGGUGCAUGCUUGUUUGGCAAGGAUGCUAAAAGAACUGAAGGGGAAAAUUAGUCUCACCAUUGUGUCCUGGCCUGGCACUUUUUUAUAAAAACAUAUUUCAACUGAAGAGCAAAACAAGAAAUUGUGUGGCACAAUUCAGCCACUUAAUAUGGAUGGACACCUGUUUGCUCCACUGUAUGGUUAACUGUAUACAUGUAAAAGAAAAAGUUGUGAAAUGUAAAUUGCAUAUAACAGGAAUAAUUCAUGGUAUGUGUUAGAGCAACAUGCACUUUGCAACUAUGGAAGUCUAUUGGGAUCACAUGUCAGGGUACACAUCUUUGCUGCUCUACAUCUCAUAUGUUUGUAUUUUUAUAACUAAUCAAAGCAGCACUAGUAAUAUAAUCUACUUACAAUUUGUAAGAAAGGGAAAACUUUGAGUACCUAAUUUGAAAAUGUACCCAAGCACUCCUGAAUAAAUGUCGCAACAUUUUUACAAACAACAAUUAUGUUGAACAUCUAUUCAAGAUAUAGAAAGCCGUCUGAUAACGUUAAAUCUCUUGCUGGUCAGUAUGACACAGACUUUUUCAAACAUUUGGUUUCCUAGUGUGUAAUAACUGUGAAUGAAAUUUCAUUUCUACUGUCAAAAUAAUUGUAAUUGUUAUUUGUAAGUCAGGUUAUUUUCAUUAAAAAAGCACAAAACCACA